Staurois parvus is the source of this 451-nucleotide messenger RNA. The record is from the annotation of a GenBank genome assembly. NCBI's taxonomy places the organism in Eukaryota, Metazoa, Chordata, Amphibia, Anura, Ranidae.
UUACAUAUGUUGCAGCUCAGAGCUCCUAUGUCGCUACCUUCUGGGUGGGUGGAGGUCCCAACAUCUGUGACCUCUGUACCAUCUGAGUUCCCAGAUUCAUGUGCCCUGCAUGCUGAGACCCCAAAACUCCCUUCAUCUGCUUUGGACCCAGCUGUGGUUUCCACAUUAGUAGCUACUGUACCCUCUGUCCCCUGUCCUGCACCCCUACACCCUACAGUGCCUUCUGUCCCCUGUCCUGCCCCCAUACACCCUACUGGGCCCUGGUUAUUGGUGUCUGCUCUAGCCCAGUUUCCUAUCAUAUGUUCUCCUAUUCUUACUCCUUCUGAGGCAAAUUUUUCCUAGAGCUUACAUCUGUCAGCUUCUAAAUACAAAGUAGCUGCAGAUUGUCAUCACCGGGUGAGUCCCAAAUAUUUCCCGGAAGUUUCCCCUUAAGCCUGGCCCUAAAAAAGUG